Pocillopora meandrina is the source of this 2115-nucleotide messenger RNA. NCBI's taxonomy places the organism in Eukaryota, Metazoa, Cnidaria, Anthozoa, Scleractinia, Pocilloporidae. The record is from the annotation of a GenBank genome assembly.
CGGGAUGUUGACUGCAGACUUUUACCCACUGAUAAGGAUAUUUCCACGAAAUUUCGCCUCCAAGCAUCCAGAAAACGUGUGAAAAUGGUUUAUUUGAAUUUAAAGAUUGGAAACGGAAGCUACCAUCCAUUGGAGUUACAGGACGAAUUUCUUCCAGAAAGAUGGGUUUGGGCAAAGUCAAUCAAGGAACAUAUGCUUUCUUUGCCCGAAAAUUACGAUGUUUUAUCACUGGGAUUGUUAAAGUAUCGGGUGACAAGUCUGGACGUGCAUUUGGCGGAUAAACCAACAGGAUGUGUAGCGAGUUUGAACUCAUACAGCCAAAACAUGGCUAUUGGGAAAAUGCUGUUAGAAUAUGUAACCGUUAAGACAAAAAACUCUAGUGAUUUACAGUCACAAGUAGUCUGUGUGGGAGUGAUAAAGGUCAGAAAGGGUGAAGAUAGGAAACAUCUUGAGUAUCAGUGCUGUGGAAUAUCGCCUAACAAUCUUGAAUCUCAUCAGGUCCUGUGUGAUAAAACUGUUAGCAGAAGCCACUGGGCAGAGCUGCUCGAUACCAUUCUUACUCUCAUUGCUAUUUUCUUUGUCCUUUUUUUUCCGGCGUUUCCAUUGGCGCUGCCAGAUUAUAUAUUUAGCCUUCAGCGAGAGUGUGACAAGGCCGAAUAUCGCCCUACGGAAGACACAGGUCCACACGCUGAUCGUUUGCAUCACACGAGAAAUGGAUACGUUGAAAUCAAUCAGGAUGAUGAGGAGGACGAUGGAAUUGCCGUGGAUGAUGCCACUCCGUUGACUAUUUCAACUCUUUUAUUUCAAGUUGUUCAACGACUGCCCGACUCGAGGUUCUCGUUCAACCUUAAGUUAGCUUUUAUGCUCGUCUUUCUUUGUCCACUUUCUAUCUACGUUCAGUUGGGGCUCACUUUAGCGAUAAACAAAAGACACAUGGAUGAAACCUUAAGGAAAGAAAUAGAACGUGGUUUAUCUAAUACCGUCUUUUUCAUUGCCUAUUCAAUCUGUGUCUCUUUUCCUUGCUUUUUUUUAAGACCGAAAGAUUUAUUACUAUCAGAUCAGAUUACAAGGCGUUGUUUAUGCGGUAGAUUAUCUAAGCUGCUUCGGUUUCCUUUACUAGAUAUCGAACGAAGCUCAGUGGGAGAUGAAAUACGUGUUCAUUUGAACUUACUGAAAUAUGGAGUCUACAAUUUGGUGCCGAUUUUUACAAAUUGGUGUCUACGUAGGUUAAACACGCUGUUUAGUACCAUCACGUGUUCGACAACAAUGAGUAAUCAUAAAAUUUCCCGAAUGAGGAGUGCACUUUGUGCUGCCUGGGUCAUAUUUUCUUUUUUUCUUACACUACUUUUGGCCAUUUUUGGUGAAGUAUUCUUCAUCUUCCUCUGUCUUGUUAUGCAGGUUUGCUUUCUAGGUAUUUUCUCACCUUUCUAUACCCUUUUUCUCAUUUUUUUUUUAAAGACAUAUCGAGUGACCAGAGCUUUUUGCGAAUACCGUGUUUUGAUUAGGGUAACUGGAGUUUUUACAAUUGUGCUAUUGUUAAUGUGCUCUUAUGUAAUUUUACUUUUUACCAUAACUUUUUUGACCUCUUCUUGUGGAUUUUUUACCAAUACUGUAGCGUAUACUACCAUAGGAAUCGCCCUAAACGCAGAUAAUGUAACGCCAUAUGCAGCUUUCGUCCUUGUAAUUAUUACAAACAUUUAUCUCUGUUACGCUAAUUUUCAGAACAGGUACAAAGAGGUCAAGGGGAUGAUAUUAACAUGUCGAUGGGAAUUACAUAAGAAUACCGGAAGUUUUUAUUCCAACGACACAAUUCCGACCAGGCUUUAUUGGUUUGUGUGCGGCAGAGUUUUGCCAGUUAAAUCUGAAAUUUGUCGCAUGCUUCGCAAUAUGAUUUUGAUUUUGAUAUUUUUGUUUUUAGUGGUAUAUUCAAUUGCUUUUUACGGAAGUGAAAAUAACGUUUCCGCUUCUUUCUCCGUCAUCGCCGUAGUUCUCACUGGGGUUCUUCCAGCAUUGCUAUUAAAACUUUUAACUGAGGGAAAAUCAUUCAAAGGCUUGGAAAGAGUAAACUUGGAAAGAAAAAUUCACUCUGCAGUGGAACAGUUUUACCCAGAGUCA